Molecule: messenger RNA, 1008 nt
Organism: Colletotrichum fioriniae
Lineage: Eukaryota; Fungi; Ascomycota; Sordariomycetes; Glomerellales; Glomerellaceae
Source: RefSeq, a predicted model, not a curated record
AUGCUUGAAUCUUACAGUUUCUUCUUCAACCGCGGACAGUCGAUUUUCAUGAACGACUCCGUCUUGAGACGAGCGGCACGAAAGGUUCGCCCUUCAGAUGUACUGAACCUCCAGUUCACUUCCGAGGCAACACUAUCCGCCGUGUUGAAAGAGAAGGCCACGGCUCUCCUUGGAGUUCCAAGCAUGUUUCUUGCCGAAUUAGAGGCGCUCCAGAAGUCAGGCUCUCCAAUCAACACCCUGCGAACAGGUCUCAUCGCAGGCUCUCCUGUGCCAGCCUCAUUGAUGACCGAUGUCCGCGACAAGAUGCACGUUGAGGGCAUUCUCAUCGCCUAUGGGAUGACAGAGACUAGCCCAGUCACAUUUAUCACGUCACUUGAGGAUGGGUACGAGAAGAGAAAUACCUCCGUGGGCAGGGCUCUUCCGCAUAUUGCGGCUAAAGUGGUGGAUGCUCAAGGAACCAUUGUGCCACGCGGAACUCGAGGAGAACUAUGCACCAGUGGUUUCGCAUUGCAGAAAGGUUACUGGGAUGAUCAGGAAAAGACGAACGAAGUGAUGAAGGUCGACGAAAAUGGAGUGGUUUGGAUGCACACAGGCGACGAGGGCUUGAUCGACACCGAUGGCUAUGCUCAUAUCACAGGACGCAUCAAGGACUUGAUUAUUCGUGGUGGCGAAAACAUCUCUCCAACUGAGAUCGAGGAUCGAUUGCUCAGCCACCCCGCUAUUUCAGAGGCUUGUGUCGUUGGCCUCCAGGACAAAAGAUAUGGCGAGGUGGUCGCGAGCUUUCUCCAGACGGCGAAUAGCACUGUGAAGCUGACUGAUUCGGAAGUCAAGGCUUGGGUUACGGAGAAAUUGGGACGGCACAAGGCACCCGAACAUGUGUUCUGGAUCGGUCACCCUGAUGUUGGAACCAGUCUGCCUAAGACUGGGAGUGGAAAGUAUCAGAAGCAUCUCAUACGAGAUUUGGGCGAUGCGCUGCUCAACAAGUCAGCGAGGCGGGCAAAGUUGUAA